Molecule: messenger RNA, 3620 nt
Organism: Ostrea edulis (European flat oyster)
Lineage: Eukaryota; Metazoa; Mollusca; Bivalvia; Ostreida; Ostreidae
Product: syntaxin-6-like
Exons: 8
Coding region: 126-875 (249 amino acids)
Biological process (GO): Golgi vesicle transport
Cellular component (GO): membrane
Source: RefSeq, a predicted model, not a curated record
AAGAAUGUUUGUUCCAACAAUUAGGAUGCACCAAUUUGUUUCCGGUUAGUGAUGAUCGAUUGAUUUACAACAGCCCUUGGAAUGUGUUAAAGAAAUUAUCCGUGUACUAUAGUGUACAUUGAAAGAUGUCUAUUGAAGACCCAUUUUUCGUUGUGAAAGAAGAAGUACAAAAGUCUAUUCACACUUCCCAGAACUUACACGACAGAUGGUCCGAGUUGAUAAGUAACCCAAAAUCAGUGACCAAGGAGGAACUGGAAUGGACAACCAGUGAAUUGAGGAACAGUUUGAGAAGCAUUGAAUGGGACCUUGAGGAUUUGGAGGAGACUGUGGGGAUUGUUGAAAGAAACCCCAGAAAGUUUAAGAUUGAUCAAGAUGAGCUGCAGGAGAGAAGAGCGUUCAUUGACCGAAGUAAAGCCAUUGUGAAGAGAAUGAAAGAUGAUUUAGCCAGUCCUCAGGCGAAAGGAACAGAUGAUGGAAAUGUACGACAGGCUCUUCUAAAUGGACAGAGUAAACAGUACGACAAAUACACACGGCUGGACCAGGAAAUGGAGCGAUCAAACCAAAGAUAUGUGGAAGACACCCACCAACAGCAACAUAUGAUAAUUAAAUCACAAGAUGACCAGUUAGAUAUGAUUGGGUCCAGUGUUGGGGUGUUGAAGAACAUGAGUCACCAGAUCGGCAAUGAGUUAGAGGAACAAAAUCUCAUAUUAGAUGAAUUUGGCCAUGAAAUGGACAACACAGAGUCUAGAAUGGACGUCACAAUGAAGAAAAUGGCCAAAGUAAUGCACAUGUCUAAUGACAAAAGACAGUGGUGUGCCAUUGGUGUUUUACUAGUCAUCAUGUUGAUCAUAAUUAUACUAUUUAUUCUUUUAUGAUAUACCGAUUAUAUUCAUAAGGUUUAACAGACGUAAUGUACAUCGGGUAAUUUUGGUGCACUGAAAAUGUUGGUUUUUAUGGUGAAUGAUGAAUAUUUCCUAAAAAUGAAUGUAUCAAAAUUCAUCUUUGUAUAAAUGAUACACGUGUCAAAUAAAAAUGCGCCAAAGGAUGAGGCGCUAAUAUUUCAAACUUCAAUUUUUGGAAAAAUCUGCUAACUAUUCCCGAUGCCAAAAUUCCCCAGGAUACUGUGAUGUAUGUACUGUGUAAUGAUAAAAAUGGUAAUGAUUAUGAUUUCCCACCACAUUGUUUGUCAGGGAACACACUGCCAAUGUUCACAGGUACCAGAAGUGUGGAGACUAAUUACACACACGCACACACACCCUUUGAUAAAAAUUUUUGCAACGAUAAUUUCUCUGCAUUGUAUGAAUUCCCUGUCUAUCUCAUCCCUCUUUUAAUUUAUGUAAUUGUUUUACGCUUUUUGUAAGAUUUAGAGAUAAGCCUGUUCAUUUCAUUAUACCAGUUGAGGGCCAAUAUCUAAAGCUUACAAAAAGCAGGAAAGGAUUACAUAGAUCAAAGCUUACAAAAAGCAGGAAACGAUUACAUAGAUCAAAGGAAAGAUGAGAUAGACAGGGAAUCUAAACAUUUCAGAGAAAUUAUCACUGAGAAAUAAAUUAUAGGGGGGGGGGGGGGGUCAUUAUUAUCCAUACUAAAGGUGCCUGUGCCAAUGAUUUGAUGUUAAUAUCAGUGUUGUAAGUUGGUUGGCAGACAGUUCAAAAUAGCCAACCUUUCCAAUCUUAAGUGUAAAAAAUUUCCUGCAUCUUCUUGAAAGUGCAUGUAUUUUCUAUCAUCAUAUUUGAGAUGAUGUUUGUUAUGCUUAAAAAGUCAUGAAAUAUACAAACAACGUAUCUUAUUUUGAUUAUGUAAAAAAAAAAUUCUAAAUCUUCUCAUACUUUAAUGGAAUAUUUUUGACAAGGAAGUUUAACUUCCCCCACCCCCUUGUUAUAUUUCCAAGUGCAGUAUUAUUAGUUCAUGUAUAAUUUAAUCUGCCCUUUCGUGGAAUGUAUAAUGCUGUUGUGUAUUAUAUUUAAUACCCUUGGAAUAUUGAUAAUUAUGAAGUACAUUUGAAUAGUGCCCUAUCUAAAUAUUACUAGAAGGAACUUCACUCGAAAUGAAGUUAUGACAAAAAAAUAAUACAUAUAUAAAAACAAACAUUUGUAAAAAUCCAUUAUAAAAGAUCAUAUAAAACUAAUGGUAUUUACAAAUUACAUUUAAAAGCUUUUUUGAAUAUGAAAUUAAAAACAAUCUUCGAUAAUCACUUGAAAGAUUCAAGGGAGUCUCAGUUUUCAGGGUAUCCUGAUUUUUGGUUGUUGUUUUUUUUUCAUUAAUAGAAUACUGAAUGAGGGUAUGAUAUUUUUAAAUGUAUUUUAGAAAUACUGGUACGAGCAUGUGUUAGUGUUUUUGUUUGUUUAUCCCUUUAUGAUUGAGUACCACGUAAGCUAAGUAUGUCAUUACUUGUGUAUGUGACAGAGAGUGCUUGGUCCCUGUGAUAAAUCAUAUUAGUGUCUCUAUAAAUAUAUAUAUUAUAUGAAAGCUGAAACUCCCAAGAUAUGCAUAUCCUUACGUGUUUUGCUCUCUUUUUUUUCCAAAAAAAGUCAUGAUUUCUUAGUUCCAAGUAAACAUUUGGAUGUUGAUGUUCUUUUUUAGUUCUAAGUAAACAUUUGGACCAGGUUUUUAGAUGUUGAUGUUCUUUCUUAGUUCUAAGUAAACAUUUGGACCGGGUUUUUAGAUGUUGAUGUUCUUUCUUUACUCACCAUAGCCAAUUUUGCUGUACCUCUAAUUAUUUAUAUUUAGUUUAGUAUGAAUUACAAGAAUUACAUGUUGUUGCUUUUCCAUGAUAUUGCAUCAUGGAGUAAUGGAUUUGCAUCAUUCAACCAAAAAUGGUUGGUUUACUGAGAAAGUAUUUGUGAACAUAACUUCCUCAUGGUUUCUCGGGCUUUGCAAUAAAAAAUAAAAAUUCAAUACAUUCCUUUAACUGUGAUUUUUAAGAAUUAAACAGGCAUGAAUUUUGUUUUCUCUAUGAGUGAGGGUAUUGUUGUAGAGGGUGGGGGGAUCAUGGUUAGGAAGUCUACAUGUGUUUAAAAAAACAAAAUUCAGAUUAAACACCAUAUUUGUUGAUCUAUAAUUAGGUUACUUUAAUGAGCAUUCACUUAGGUGUUCAUGACCUGAAAUUAACAAUCAUAUCUGUAAUUUGGGGAAAACAGGAAAUAUGUAUUAUUAUUUGGGGAAGUAACAGCUUUAUAAAUACCAAUUUAGAAGAAUCAGUAUAAUUUAGGCUUCUCAUACUGCUUGACAUUGUAGAAAUUUUAAUACUGCUUUACUAUUUUUUUCAGAGAGCUUCAUUCUGCUUCUGAUAGAAUUUUUUUAAUGGUAUUUCACUGUACAUUUUCACAAAUCCUUUUCCUACUAUGAUGUUAAUUUUAACUUCAUGAUUGGUUUGGGAGGAAAUGUGCAAUUAACUAGUAUUAGGAUUUUUUGUACAUUUAUUAUAGUUGAUUAUCUUUGUUAAUGUUUUGCUUCUGUGAUUAGUCUCUCUGCAUGAAAGUUACACUUUGGACUCGUUGUGAGACUUUUGAAUGUUAUUUACAUGUUGUUACUUCAAUAUUAAAAAGUUUAAAAUCCUCUUUUGAGAAUCUUAUACACUGCAUUUGAUGCGAGCAUUUUGUAGAUUAAAAGUUAAAAACAGU